CCUCCCUGACUGCUGUGCUGUACAUUCCCGAGUUUCAGGUGAGGCUCGGUCGACCAGGGGACAACGCCAGGCACCAACCUUGUCUGCAGGGAAUUAUGAGCGGGGUUGUGAUCGAUGGCGCGGCUCUCUGUGAUGUCAACGAGGACGAGUUAGCCGGGAACGUCAGCAGUCAUACGUGUACCUUGCCAGUCGGCUCGAUGGACACCCGAACUGUAGGCGACCCACGACAGGACGACGCGGUGGAGUUUCAGGAUGGAGUCUGGACGUACAAUGCCCAAAGGUUACGCGCGAAGCUUGCGUCGAUUCCUACGCAGGGUAUGGACAUGGGCGAGGUCACUGCCAACGUGAAAAAAGUAUGCCGCGAGGAAGGGGUUCACGUGGCCACCAGUGAUUCCAGGAAGGGCAAGGAUGGUCGUUGGGUGUCUCGGGAGCUAAAGUGUAAGCUCGGUAUGCGCAAUCGACAGAAUGACCACAAGGCAAAGGAUGGAGGUAAAACUGUCCCCAAGAUCCUGAGAAAAUCGCAACGAAUAGGCUGUCCAUUCAAGGUGGUGGCGAUCCGAUGGCCCACCAAACGCAAAGCAAGAGAACAUCCCUACCUGUCCGAGAGGGCCACUACACUGACCCACAACCACACGGUUACCAAGGAUGUCGACACAAUACGGCAACCUAAGCGGAAGGAGUCUUCGGACUCUCUUGUGAUGGCCAAUCCCUACAAGCUCCGAGAGUCGGAAGCGAAACCUCCGGGACACGAGACCAGGGACGACAGGCGAGACCGGACAGAAGGGCUACGAGCAACGGCGUUUGACCCUCAGAAGAGGCAAAAGGAACAACCGAACGAGAAUAGACGUAGCGACAUCAAACGACGCAUACUCCGCUCUCAAGAGGGGGGCCUGGACAACUACAUCUGCGAGUUUCUGGUCGACAUAUGGGAGAAGGGAGAGCUCAUUGACGGCACGGAGGGCUUCGGUAAUGGUGCUGACGGUUUCGACAACGGUUUAUUUUGCGGUUACCUUGACAUGGCGAACGCCCCUCCUUACGUGCCCGGUAGAAGAGACGACCCUACCGUCGCGUUUUGGAGCAAGGGCACGGACAGACUAGAAUAUACUGAGCACGCGUUCAAGGCGUGUUUGAAGGCCCAUUUUCCGGUUAUUUUUGAAGGAGAUGACACAUACCGGUCCGUGAUGGGAACCGCUUGCAAAUCGGCUCUUGCAAGGAACCUGACAAGGAUAGGGGGGCUUGGAGGGAGGAACGGCACGUCGAUGUUCGGUGUGUCACCGUCAUUCGUCGAGAGCUGGAACGAAGGGGUGAUUGAUGGCGACGAGCUUAAAAAGGCUUUCGGCACAAACCCCACGUGGACUACUCAGAAUUUCGAGGAGGACGAUAAGGUGGACGUUCUAUCCUUCAAUACCAUCGAGUGCGUCGGAGCUUCGGACCUCGUUCGCAACACCAGGAUGGGGGGCUUGUGUCACCCAGAUAGACCCCCCACGAGAGGGGGCGUCCUGACGGGGACGACGUCGGUGCGGGGAAAAAGCUGGUCAGGGAGCGAAGUAACGGCAUUCGCCAUGAGAACUGGUGGUGUAACCCACUCUCACGUAGAUCCCCAGAUGGUCCACGGGGAGCACUUGUACCUGCCGGCAGCUGGUACCAUGCGGUCCGUAAACCGGAGAGGCAGCGGCCCGGCGAAACGAGCCAUUUUGAUGUGUGCGCACGACAUGGACCGAGUCGUGGAUCUGCUGGGACUAGACGUUAACAAACCUUCCUCUAGUCAAUACACAGGGGCGAUUGUAGAUCUCGAGGGUCUGGCCACUCGGCUGAGGGUAAACAGCAUCCGGUUCGUAGUUGUCGACUUUCCCGAGUAUUGCUCGUACGCGAUUCCCGCGAGAUGCGCCCACAUGUUCGUGACUCUUCGCCUAGUUGAAUCAUGCGCAUGGCACCCAAUCCUGAACAUUUAGCGUGGGGAUAUCGGGUUAAGAUUUCUGCAAGUGUGUCUUUCUGGAUGGGGGGGGUGGGGUGAUUGGGUGGUGGGCGGUGGUGGGAGGCUGACGCGUACAUUACCGUCCUUUGGGUACCUUCUCUACAUGGCCGUCUUGAUGAAGAAUAAAACACUAAAAAGGAGAUGUUAGCCUCUACGUUGACCAAGGAGACACACCCCUUCACUUCAUGCCAUUCAUAAAACGCUGGACGUUU
Ectocarpus siliculosus is the source of this 2187-nucleotide messenger RNA. Lineage: Eukaryota; Phaeophyceae; Ectocarpales; Ectocarpaceae. The record is from the annotation of a GenBank genome assembly.